Messenger RNA from Harpia harpyja (harpy eagle), 1135 nucleotides. RefSeq names its product vesicle-associated membrane protein 5-like. Gene Ontology annotation, biological process: Golgi to plasma membrane protein transport. Gene Ontology annotation, cellular component: plasma membrane. The record is from RefSeq and is a predicted model, not a curated record. The coding region runs from base 28 to 666 and encodes 212 amino acids. NCBI's taxonomy places the organism in Eukaryota, Metazoa, Chordata, Aves, Accipitriformes, Accipitridae. The transcript has 2 exons.
CAUGUCCCCUGUGUCCCCAUUGUCCCCAUGGUGCCCCUUUCCUGGGGUACCUUUGUGCCCAAGGUCCCUGUGUCCCCAUUGUCCCCCUAUGUCCCCGUUGUCCCCAUGGUGCCCCUUCCCUGCAGUGCCCUUGUCCGUUUGUCCCCCCAUCCCCAUGGUCCCCACAUGUCCCCUCCCCGCGGUCCCCUUUCCCCGGGGUGCCGGUGUCCCCAGGGGUGCCGGUGUCCCCCCACGUGUGUGUGUGUGUGUCCCUGUCCCCAGGAGGGGCUGGCGCGGUGCCAGCGCGAGGCAGAGGAGGUGACGGAGCUGAUGAAGCAGAAUUUUGCCCGGGCGCUGGAGCGGGACGGGCGCCUCAGCGACCUCGACAGCCGGGCCCAGGAGCUGCGCGCCAUGGGCGAAACCUUCACCCGCAGCACCCGGGCUGUGGCGCGGCAGCAGCGCAGGGGACACCGGCGCUGGCGCCUGGUGGUCAUCGGCCUCGCCGGCCUCCUCCUCCUCCUCCUCCUCCUUAUCCUCGGCCUGGCACUAUGGCUGCCACGGCCACCCCCCGCCAUCAUCACUGUCACUGUCCCCCCCGGUACCCCCCCCCGGCGGGGACUGAGCCCCUGGCACGGCGGGGAGCCUGCCAGGACUUGGGGGAGACCCUACAAUAACAAACCAGCGUGAUCUGUUUUGGGGAGACCCUACAAUAACAAACCAGCGGGAGCAGCUUUGAGGAGACCCUACGAUAACAGAGCAGCAGGACCCACCCCAGGGAGACCUCCAUGAUAAAUAAGCACCAGGAUCUGCUUUGGGGAGACCCUACAAUAACAAAUGCGCCGGACCCUCUCCGGGGAGACCCUACAAUAACAAAGCAGCAGGAUCUGUUUUGGGGAUACACUACAAUAACAAACCAGCGCGAUCUGUUUUGGGGAGACCCUACAGUAACAAACUGGCAGGACCCUCUCCGCAGAGACCCUACAAUAACAAACCACUGUGCCUUGCUCCAAGGUGACCCUGCAAUAACAGCCCCUGUGGGAUCGAAUUCAGGGAGACCCUACAAUAACAAACCACCGUGCCUUGCUCCCGGGAGACCCUACAAUAACAAAGGGACCUGAUUUGGGGAGACCCUACCACAAUAAACCAGCACAACCCA